This is a messenger RNA of Priapulus caudatus, 1308 nucleotides long. RefSeq names its product mitoferrin-1-like. Gene Ontology annotation, biological process: iron import into the mitochondrion. Bases 143 to 1165 code for a protein of 340 amino acids. Gene Ontology annotation, molecular function: ferrous iron transmembrane transporter activity. The record is from RefSeq and is a predicted model, not a curated record. The transcript is spliced from 4 exons. Gene Ontology annotation, cellular component: mitochondrial membrane. NCBI's taxonomy places the organism in Eukaryota, Metazoa, Priapulida, Priapulimorpha, Priapulimorphida, Priapulidae.
AUCACGUGGGAGAGGCUCGUGUCGUUCUCGUUUUGUCGUUUCUAUCAAAUUUGAUUUCUUCAAACUCAUCAAAAGUCGCACUUUAGGUGCAUUCAUUAGAGUGGGCGAUCGUUGAGUUCAUCAUCGAUCGACCAACACUGAUAUGUGGGCCGAUUCUGACGAUGUCGAUGAAUAUGAGAGCCUACCAACUGACAAGGUCUCCACGUAUCUCAUGGCUGGAGCUAUGGCAGGAAUUGGCGAGCACUGCGUUAUGUAUCCUGUGGACAGCGUGAAGACCCGAAUGCAAAGUCUGAAACCAAACCCUGAAGCGACAUAUCGAAAUAUAUUUGAUGCCUUCUACAAGAUAAUCCGAUAUGAAGGUCUGUGGCGACCUGUGCGGGGCAUCAAUGCUGUCGCUGCCGGUGCCGGCCCAGCUCAUGCACUCUACUUUGCAUGUUACGAGAAAAUCAAGAAACGUCUUGCUCACGGAUCGUCGGGGAACAAUUCGCUGAGGAAUGGUUUAGCUGGUGCAACAGCAACUAUUUUCCACGAUGCCAUCAUGAACCCAGCAGAGGUUGUGAAGCAGCGCAUGCAGGUGUACGGUAGUCCGUACUGCACGGUCAGCAGCUGCGUGAAGGACGUGAUGUGGCGCGAGGGCCCGCGCGCGUUCUACCGCUCCUACCCGACGCAGCUCGUCAUGAACAUCCCGUUCCACGCGCUGCACUUCGCCACGUACGAGUGCAUGCAGGAGCUGAUGAACGAACACCGCGAGUACAACCCACUGACGCACGGCGCGUCGGGCGCCGUCGCCGGCGGAAUCGCCGCCGCCGCAACGACGCCCCUCGACGUGUGCAAGACGCUGCUCAAUACGCAGGAGGACGGUGCGGUGGCGCACCGGCACCGGCUCGUGCGCGGACUCGUCGACUCGAUUCGCACCGUGUACGAGAUGCAAGGCUUCGCCGGGUUCUUCCGCGGCCUUCCCGCACGCGUCGUCUUCCAGAUGCCGGCGACGGCGAUCGCGUGGUCCGUAUACGAGUUCUUCAAAUACACGAUCGCGCAGAAUCGCGCGGUCGGCGGCGGCGGCGGCGGCGGGGUUGACACGGCGUAUCUCAGCCCCGCAGACAUCCACAGCACGUUGCGCGUGCGGACUAUAGCGAUGGCGGCAAGCGCGGAUAAGAAGUCGUGAGCGUGGCGAUACAGGUGUUCGGUGCCCCCUGACGUGGGCGAGCUAUGGCUAGAGGCCCUUGCAGAGGUGCUGUGGAUGGCAGUACUAGAGAGACUGCAGACCUGUGGUGUUCAGAACCAGAUAGAAGAAAUGCUGUGGGUGAC